Ochotona princeps (American pika) is the source of this 2904-nucleotide messenger RNA. RefSeq names its product casein kinase 1 gamma 3 (gene CSNK1G3). The record is from RefSeq and is a predicted model, not a curated record. Gene Ontology annotation, cellular component: plasma membrane; cytoplasm; nucleus. Gene Ontology annotation, molecular function: ATP binding; protein serine/threonine kinase activity. Bases 637 to 1911 code for a protein of 424 amino acids. Gene Ontology annotation, biological process: endocytosis; signal transduction; peptidyl-serine phosphorylation. Lineage: Eukaryota; Metazoa; Chordata; Mammalia; Lagomorpha; Ochotonidae. The transcript is spliced from 13 exons.
AGAGACGCUUUCCUCUUUUUUUUUUUUUUGUAAUUUUUUUUUCCAUGUGUUCACUUCCGGGUCCGGCGCCGAUCCGGAUGCCCGAGGCCGAAGGAUGUUUGACCUCCGGAUAAGCGAGGCGCCUCUGUGCAUUCAUUGCCGGCUGCAUCGGAGGCUCCAGCGGCGGCCCGGGCGGCGACUGUCCGGCCAGCGGCGGCGGUAGGAGGCACCGGCAGGAGUCCGCGCUGCGCUCCCUCCCUCCCUGCGUGGCUCGCUUUCCUCCUCCGGCCGCCUCCGCCGCGGCUGACGGACCGACCGAGGCAGGCCGGCCGGGGGCGCCGCCCGCACCACCCCGCGGCUCGCGGCCGCGCCUCUGAGGUAAAAGCCCCGGUCGGCGCGGCCGCUGCUCUGAGCUCUCCAUCAGGAAUCACUUCAUUCAAAAGAUCCUUUUGAAGACAUGUUUUGCUGAGAGGACAGUUGAUCGGGUUCUCACGAAUGGGAUGAACACGCCCCAGUUAGCUGCCCGCCUGCCGCGACCUGAAUGGUAGUGUUGCCCACCUGGUGCAGCGCCCUAGUGAUGGACCUGCUCUCACCAGACCCUAUUUCAGUGUGCUGGUCUUGAUUAAAGAAUUCAAAGUGGAGUACCGCAAACUUGAUAUGGAUAAUAAAAAGAAAGACAAGGACAAAGCGGAUGACAGGAUGGCACGGCCUAGUGGCCGAUCAGGACACAGUGCUCGAGGAACUGGCUCUUCUUCCUCUGGAGUUUUAAUGGUUGGACCUAACUUUAGAGUUGGAAAGAAAAUCGGAUGUGGCAAUUUUGGAGAACUACGAUUAGGGAAAAAUUUAUAUACAAAUGAAUAUGUGGCAAUUAAACUGGAGCCCAUGAAAUCCAGAGCACCACAGCUGCAUUUGGAAUACAGAUUCUACAAGCAGUUAGGAUCUGGAGAUGGUAUACCUCAAGUUUACUAUUUUGGCCCUUGUGGUAAAUACAAUGCUAUGGUGCUGGAACUCCUGGGGCCGAGUUUAGAGGACCUGUUUGACUUGUGCGACAGGACGUUUUCCCUUAAGACGGUUCUCAUGAUAGCUAUACAGCUGAUUUCCCGUAUGGAAUAUGUCCAUUCAAAGAACUUGAUAUACAGAGAUGUAAAACCUGAGAACUUCUUAAUAGGACGACCAGGAAACAAAACGCAACAAGUUAUUCAUAUUAUAGAUUUUGGUUUGGCAAAAGAAUAUAUUGAUCCAGAGACAAAGAAGCACAUACCAUACAGAGAACACAAAAGCCUUACGGGAACAGCGAGGUACAUGAGCAUAAACACGCACUUAGGAAAAGAACAAAGUAGAAGAGAUGAUUUAGAAGCUUUGGGCCACAUGUUCAUGUAUUUUCUAAGAGGCAGUCUUCCUUGGCAAGGCUUAAAGGCCGACACGUUGAAGGAGAGGUACCAGAAGAUCGGAGACACAAAGCGAGCCACACCGAUCGAGGCGCUGUGUGACAGUUUCCCAGAAGAAAUGGCAACAUAUCUUCGUUAUGUAAGAAGACUAGACUUCUUUGAAAAGCCAGACUAUGACUACUUAAGAAAGCUUUUUACUGAUUUGUUUGAUCGAAAAGGAUACAUGUUUGAUUAUGAAUAUGACUGGAUUGGUAAACAGCUGCCUACUCCAGUGGGUGCAGUCCAGCAAGAUCCUGCUCUGUCGUCCAACAGAGAAGCACAUCAGCACAGAGACAAGAUGCCGCAAUCCAAAAACCAGGUUGUAAGUUCCACAAAUGGAGAGUUAAAUACAGAUGACCCCACUGCAGGUCGUUCGAAUGCGCCCAUCACGGCCCCUACGGAAGUAGAAGUGAUGGAUGAAACCAACUGCCAGAAAGUGUUGAACAUGUGGUGCUGCUGCUUUUUCAAGCGAAGGAAAAGGAAAACCAUUCAGCGCCACAAGUGACGGGACGCCGCCGAUGGGCGUUGUUCUGAGCCCCUGCCCGCGUGGUCGCUCCCUCGGCCCUGCCCACGUGUGUGCGAGACUCGCUCUUAGGAACACGAGCGUUGUACUUUCAUACUUCACUUUGUGGUUGUCUUACAUUCAUAUUUUUUUUCUAAUUUUUAUGGAAGCUUUAAAGUUUUGUCGAAACAUGAGUGCUUUGCCCAUCGAGGAAUGGCACGGACCAAUGAGGUGGUGUUGAGAAAUACAGUUGCAUAGGACACUUUCCACAAGCCCUUCUGCCGUAGAACGCAGUGCGGUAGCUCAUGUGUUGGCCAGGUGUAUGCCGAAGCAGGGUUUUUGUGACUUCUGUAAGAGUGCAGACACCCGGGAAUUUUCAUCCCUGCAGUGGGUAAAGCAGAGGACGGCCAAGUUGCCCAAAUAUUUCAAAGACAUUGUUCCUCAAGAAGUUCUUCUGUGUGACAUCUGCGUUGAUCUCAGUAUUAUUGAUGGUACUGUCCUUCGUGGGUCACCCUAGCAUUCUCUGUGAAAUCAUGGUACAGUCAUGCCCGGAGGUACGGAGGAAGGCGCUCUUGGGGCUUGGCGGGCGGCAGCGGCACGGAGGCCACGGGCCACAGGCCACGGGCUGUGGAGCUCUUCUUCCGUUCCCCUGGGGGAAGAGUCAGUGGCACAGAAGGGGUGAGAUCGCUGAUUUUUUUAAAAGCGAAAUAUUUGUAAAAUGUAACUUUAUGCUUCCAGAUAACAGUGUGUGUUAGACAGCAAGCAGUGACUACUUUGGGAAGUGAUACAUGUUGGAGUCAAAAUACACUAAGGAGAAGGAGCGGGCGGGAGGUGCCGCUCUGCGGAGGGCCUGGCUGCCGCCGCUGGGUAGUGCCCUUCUCCCUUGGGCAGGAAACGUGGCUGGGCUGUGCACUAGUGUCUGUUUCUUCGUUAUUUUGCUCUUUGAUAAGGCCCCCAGCAAUAAAAACUGGGUCACUCUAUUGCCCUCUGUCCACA